AUGCUGCAGCAAUUUACCCCCAGUCUCACAUCGCUCAGAAACUACCACCUCAAAGGGAGCAGAGAUCUCCCCAGAAUCAAGGUAUGAAGGGAGGUUUUGUGGUUUUAAUCAAAGUUAAUGGCUGGGGAAAGCAUGCGUGGGGCAUCCAUACAGUCAUUUCAUACGUGUGUUGCCCCCGUGGAGAGGGGCAUGUGGAGGUCUUCUUGUGCCUGCUGCACGGGCCCGGGCCCUUUGUGUAAAGCAGAGUAUCACAUUCCAGCUCUGCAAGGGCCUGCAGCAGAUGUCAGCACUUCACUUUGUGGAAUCCCUUUCUCUCCUUUGCACACACUCACACACACACGCACACUCGUUCACCCCUCGAGGUUUUGUCUGUAAAAUCUGGCUAUUUUGUCUCGUUGUCCACGUUUGAUUGCUGCUUCCACGGUGGUCUCGUGAAGGGCGGCAGCUUUGAUACGGAGAAAUAUAAUAAACAGAGGAAAUUAGAAACAAGACGGACCUUUCGGGUCAUGGCGAGACUUGCCAGCCAGGAGGGCCAAGAGAUGGAAAUGUAUACAAUAGAGGACUCACAGUCACAGGCUCUCAGCUAAAUCCCAUUAGACGUGCUUUCCUUUUCAGGACACAUACUGUCAAACAAGAACACGCCCUCUCACAGUCAGUCCGCGUUACACAUCGCAUCUGUCACGGCCUGCGUAAACACAGGUUUUGUUGCAGGUGAAAUUAAGUAAAACACAAGGGGACGGACAUGUUUGCUGAAUCCGGAUCGCACUUCAUUAUCGCACCUCGAAGAAAGAGGUUUAAAGAUGACUUCAUUUAUAUGGUAAAACCUCCUGCAGCAGCAGCAGCAGCAGCAGGAGGAGGUGAUUCUUUUUUCUGUGUGGUCCUGUGAGGAUUCAUCCGUGGUUUCCAGUAAAAGUAUGCGAGCGGAGGAAUUUAGAGAGAAAAUGACUCACAUUUCUCAGAAUUUAAAACAAAUUAGAGUCUUGUUCAUUCAUUGUUCGGCCUGUAAACACAGACAUAAGGCUGCAGUGUGUUUGCUCUGGGGCUGCUGUGUCCUCCAGUAUCAGGACACACUCUUAUGUACUGAAGUUGUUUUAGUAUUAAACUCUUAUCUUAAGUUUGAGAUAUAAAAGUUGUGCUAUCAGUGUGAUUAAUUGCCCCUGGCUGCACUUGGCUUUGAAACCGGAGCCCCCUGGUGGUGCCCCUCAGGACUACACUCAGGUAAAACUUUGAACACUUGUUGAUGCCGCAGCAAGUUCUGUGGAAAAAAAGGGGAAAACACGAGCGAUGUGAUGCUACUUUUGUGUUGUUUAGUGCGUUCAGGGUUAAACUGGAUCGUGUUAUCUUCAAAUGGACUCCCUGAUCCAUAUAUUAUCUCCACUCUGGUGCUGCAGGGAAGGAACUCUUAUUUUUAUUCAUGAUUGUCCUCCAAGAAAACAUGAAUUAUUACAGAGUAGAAAAUACUCUUUUGUUUUUAGAGACUGGUUUAUAGUCGAGGUUUAUUGUAAGUUAACUUAAAACAUGACAACCUCCUGCUUUUCAUAGAGGACUGGACAAACAGGACUGCAUAUUUUAUGAGUGUGUUUCCUUGGACUAACAAUGAUUAAAAUUCUCCUCAGUGGUUCAGUCUCAAAGAAGCAGUACCAGGUUGUUGUUUCCUGUAACUAUGGCAACCUUGGCAUUACAAUGUGAUCAAAAUUAGCUCGGUUUAAAGUUAUUUCAAGGACUCAAAAAGUUGAUUUAACUUUUUUUUGCAGCGCCUCAUCUCUAACAAACACCAUCGAUAAUGAAGAGGUAAAAGCUACUUCAGGGCGCCCAGCUCUACAGGCAGCCCUGGUUCAGUUCUGGCCCGAGGCUUCUUCCCACAUGCCCCCAGCUCUUUGAGCUCGUUUCCAACUCUGUCCAAAAUGAAAUCUUCUCAAGUGUGAUAUUUUGUUUUGCAUUUUGUGAAGACUGGUUUGAACUAUUGGCUUCACUGGUCCAUGAUUUUCAGAGGCACUGCAGCAUUUGGUUUGUGUCUGCAAGCUCAUAUGAAACAUGCAGAAAUCAGGAUGAACAAAUGGAGUAAUUGAUACUUACAAAUCAAGUAUUAAUCAUCACACUGGUUUAAUAACGUCUCUGUAUUUUUACCAAGCAGGCCCAUUACAUAGUUAAGCUGGUUGAGUUGGAGCUAGUGAGUAAUAAAUGUGUCUGAUAAUAUAUUCUGCUUUAUAUAUAACAUUCUAUCAGAGUAUAGGGCUGGGCAAUAAACCGAAAAUUUACCGAUACCGAAAUUUAUGUCAAUAACCAAUGUCAUUUUGCCCAUGUCAAUAUAUUCCACGUCAAAAAAAUAAAUAACUAAAAGUUGGUUUUGGAUGUGUGUAGGUAGGCUAUGGUCUCAUGUCCCUUUAAGACGCUGUCCUACGUCAGAGACGUGACUCCACCCCAUCCAGUCUGUAACAAAGAGGGAAAGACAGGUGAGGAGAUGGAGGACGGUUCAAAAGUUGUAGCGGCUGAAGUAGAAGAAGUUAAUGUGGGAGGGGGUGAGCAGCUUGUGGAGUAGUUAUCGUCCAUUUAUCGUUAUUGAGGUGAACUGCUCAAUAUAUCUUGAUAUUGAUUUGAGGCCAUAUCACCCAGCCCUAUCACAGUAUAUUCUUAAUAUUCUAUAUUUCAUGUUAUGGACUCAGUGAAAUAUCUGUAACUCUAAAAUAUGAGUGAUGAGUGUCCACAUUUAUGCUGUUUGCAGUUGCGUGUGAUACAGGAGUGAAACUAUACAUGCAUAUGUGCCACACGUGCUUCAUGUUAGACCUCAGCUGCAGAAGAGACAGUGCAUGCAGACUGACAUCAGUAUUAUUAGCUGCACCUGUAUGCUGAGAGCUUUUAGCUCAGACUCGAGAAACAUGGGUGAGAUUUUAAUUAUACACGACUUGUCAACAGAGCUGUGAAUGUGAAACUUACAAGUGCAGCUGCGUUACAGCUCUACAUCAUGGUAGCAGCUGGAAGCAGGAAAACACUGAAGUGGUUUAACAAUGGUGUGCCAAGAUGGACAAAAUAGUAACUUUAUCAUGUCAAAAUUGGUGAGUGUACACUUAGAGCCAAAGCUGUAAAAAACGAUGUUUCCUUACAAGUCAUGGAGAGAAAAUUUGAAGUGUCAUGAGGAAAUAAAUCCACAAAUCUUUCUAUUAGUGACUUGUGCACUCAUACACAGGAACAGCAGCUUGAAUUUUUCUACCGUUUUCUUUGAUUGAUUAAGUCAAGAUUAUUCUGACGAGCCUGUUCAGUCAUAUAACAGAUGUAACAUAUUGAAUAUUACCCUCUGCAGGACAGAGGUUUAAAAAAGAGCAGCUCUUGUAAAGCAGGUGGAAUUGAAACUGAAGCACUUGUACACUUGGUCCCGGUGGGCUUUGACAGACUCACUUCAGCAUGCUGCUGUUGUGUUCUGUCCAAUAAUUACACCGGGACACUGAUACUCUUGUCUGACGCAUUGAUCUAUUACAUUUGUCUGCAGACGGCGUUUCAGGGUCGAACCUGAACUGAAUUCAGUUUGAAUUUACCUGGUACUUGUGUGAAGCUAUCUGACUCUAUUUCCUUUUGCUCUUGAGAGAGGCAGGAGUGGAUCUGCAGAGUGAAAGCUCAAGCGAGGACGAGAACAAGAUACUUUGAUUGUGCCAUUUAAAUGAGAUGAAAUGCUGAAAAAAGAGUCUUUAAAGAGGUCGAUUUUUAAGAGAAACCAUGAGUGAGACAAGUGUUGCUGCUAAACUUCAGAAAAAUCUGCGUUUUAUAAAUCUAGCAUCAUGAGGCUUUCCCUCUUUCACCAGAAGAUAAAGGAGUCCAGAAAUUCUGGAGGAGCGCUUCAGUUGAACACCGUCCUGAUUUAAAGUCUCUCGGCUUGUGUUGCACGUAUUAAACAUCUGCUGACAGCGAGGACUCAGUUUGCAUUAUAACGUUCCCCUUAUUUAAUGAUCCAGGAGUCAAAUCUACAGCGCUGCCAAACUUCAUCAAGCCCAGCCCUGUGUGGUGAUGAAAAGCAUGAGGUUGAACAUCUGCAAGGGAGCUGAAACUCUUGUCUUUUAACCUCUGUAAUCCACAAAGUAUGAAUGCUGAGCGGGUGCAGAUUGGAAAGACCGGUCUGAGUCACAUUUGUUGGAAGAUGUCGGGAAUGUGUCUCACAAAUCAAGCCACCCACAGUACUUUUACAGUAUCGUCACGGUCAUACUGAAGCCAGAAGAUGGAUCACACAUGACUUCUGGCACCUUUAUCCUCGUAUACUUCUGUCCAACCGUUUUCUAGUAGCAAAUUGUACUGUAUACGGUGGAUCAACUUAAAUAUCAAACUAACGUUAGCCUGUUUACUUUUUUAUAGACAAACGACCUGAGCCCGUGUACUUUUUUAUAGACAAACAACCUGAAAUAGCCCUGUGAGAAAUUCAUAAUAAAGUACAUAAAAAGUUCAUAUAAUUUAAAAAUUCACAGAGAAGUUCAGACAUUUCAUCCAAAAAGAACUCUGAUUAGUGCCCUCAUUUAAAUCAUGCCUUUCUUUUGCUGCGUUUGAGUUACCUUAGAAGUCAGAAGUCCGAGCUUAAAAUGACGUCACACCCGAGUUACCAGUGUUUCAGUUACUGAGUCGGAAAAAAGCAAAAUCUGAGGCGGAAACAAGAUGGCUACAUCUACGAAAGCUAUUUUAGUGCUUGUCUUGUCCGAAUAUAAGACAUAUAAGGCAUUUAUCCUGCCCUUUAAAAGAAUCGAAAAAAGAACCGAAAUCAAAACGAGGAAUCGGAAUCGGAAUCGGAAUCGGAAUUGGAAUCGUUCAAAUUUGAACAAUGCCCAACCCUAAUGCUGACUCAAAACCAGAAUGGUGACCUCUGCUGAUUGGCUUCAAAACUCUGCUUUAGAAACAAACCGGUGACGCCACUCAUGCUAUGUCCAGUAAUUUUACAGUCUAUGGUUCGAGACUUAACAAGAUUUCAGCAAUUCCUUUUUAAAGAGUCAACUUUGAAUGAAUAUUGAACACGACGUUGCAAAUAUGACAUAUACAAUUUGUUUGUAUUUUUCUUAUCAGUGAAAAAAUUGUCUUUUUCUGAGCCUUUGGUUAAACACUUGCUCAUGUGCUGCUUGUCUACGGUGCCUCCUCCACUGAGGCUUCACAUGGAUGGCAAACCCUCGGGUAAGACACAAAUUUGUCGAUGUGGAAGAGUAAGACAGCUAGCUUGCUGUAAGCCUUACAGUACAGUCUUGCCCAUCUAUGGUGCAGAUCCCCAUCUACUUCCACGCUACACUUCUCAGAUGUCUUGACUACUAAUUGCAGAUUUGCAAGUCCCAGCUUUGUCGAAUAACAAAACUGGAUUUGAUCACCAAGGCUAAGAGUGCAUGGAUUAGCCAGAUUACCAAGAGAGCGCCCUCUGCUGGUUCAUAUGGCGAGCAAUUUCAGGCCACUUGAUGCAUUUGAAAAGCUCAUUACAGUUUGCAUCUGAUCUUUUUCUCCAGAGUUUGAAUGGAGGUUGGACAUUCAGAUUAAAAGUGACAGCUCUAUGAUAUGCUGUCUUCACCACAUCGUUGCACACCACACACUGCAGUCAUCACGGGUGUUCAUGUGAGGGGUCUCUGACAUAAUCAAAACCGGUUAAGACUUAAAGAUCAUUUCGUGUGUCAGCCUUCAGAUAGCGUGCAGGAGUUGACUUAGUAGUCCGCUGUGCACCUCUUGAAAAGAAAUCCAUCUACAUUAGACAAUUAGAAAUAAACUAUUAAUUCAUGUUUGCUAACGAGUAAAUCCUUUUUGUUUCAUUUCUCUUUAUACUCCAUGUAACAAUCCAUCAAAAUGACUUUAUAACCACCAUCAGUCCACUGUGUGCACAUACAGUAAAUACCAUUCAAAUCACAUCAGUCCUGCCUCGUUGUUCCUGUUCUUCAUCUGUCACGAUUCUCAUUUGCUCCGACAGCUCAUUCACUGUGUGUUUCUCCCUCUUCCAAGCGAUUUAUCUUGUCACUGAUCUAAACAUGCGUCUAUGCAGCUUCUCUGGCUUCACUUACAGAAUUACCGAUCGCCAGGAAAAUUGAAAACAAACCUGUUACCGAGCAGCACGAGGCGAAAACAGGAGUUUGUGCGAGCUUCGAAGGGGUCAAAAGCUUUUUGUUUAGAUCCACAGAAGCAGCAGAAACGUGAUUGGCUCAAUUCAGCCCGACAGAUUUCUGGAAGUCACACGGUUGUCCAUCACUCACUUGGUCUGUUGCCAGCCAGUGAACAUUUUUGUACGCAAUACAAAGGAAUGGUUGUGCCAGAUUGCCAGGGUCCUGAUUGCAACAGCAGACCCAUGCCCUGUGACAUAAAUCAUUAAUCUCUAUACUGUACAUAUGGUGCUGAUUAAUUUGUGUAUGCAAAUGGAACAGCCUGUCAGUCAGAAUUAUACCUCAGGGAUCGAUGUGGAAGAGGCCACCCAGGUUGUUUGACAUAAAGUGAUGAAUGAGAUAUGGAUCAAAACUGUGGGAAAAGUCCGAUUGGUUGUGUUCUGCAAUGAGUUUUUAUUUUCACUGUAAGAGCUGAAGGAGGGAGCUCUCUGUUCGGCCUUUUAAUAUGUUACUCUAGACUCUGGAAGUGACUGACGGCUGAAACAAAGAGUUCGGAUAAGUCUUUUCCUCGCUUAAAAACUGUGAUAAAUAAUUUGAUUUCUCUCCUUUAUGAUUUGAUUCUCUUAGAUUUCACUAUACAGAGUUACAACAAAAGCUCCAACCUGAAGAUGAAACUCCUGUAUGUAACAGAGGAGACAAUGUAAUCCAGUGAAAUGAGAUUUUAACGAUUUCAUCUUCACACUGUUUGGCUGCUCUCAAGAGGAAACUCCAUCGCACCUGAGUCACACUCUAAUUUACAGUUUGGAAAAGUUUAACUCCGACGCCUCCAGUUCCUGCAGAUGUUGCUCAUGAGAAUGUGGACUUUGUGUCUCCAAAAGGAUGACACUUGUUUUUGUGUUUCGUGUGCAACAUUACUUUCUGUUUUCCUAUCAUGUGGAAUUUGACUGUAAUUUAUUAGGUAUAGCAGAUGGAGGAGAGGCAGGAUUCUGCUCGAGUUAGAUUCAACUCUGUGAUAUAAAUACCUCUGUAAUGAGUUAUUGAACCACUGAUGUCUCAUAUACCCACAAGGGUUAAGUACUUUGUGUACAUGUACAAUACAAUCAACUAUUCAUAUAAUAUUAAGUAAUUUAAGUCAAGUUGUGCUUGAUAUCAGAUGGCUUACAUUCAUUUUAUAUGGUGUGAUAUACAGAAGGUUCAUUAUAUCUAUUAAAGACGGAUUUUUUAACUGGUUGAGAAACUGACACUGAAACUGCUGCCUCUUUAUGACCUUCAAAAGCAAACAAAACCAUCAGCAGCAAGACAGAUCAUUUCUUUGUUGAUCAUUUCAGUGCCUGACUCUGACUCUGACUCUGACUCUGAGGGGGGAGGUUUCAGACCAGAUGAUUGACAACAGGCUGAAGAAACACACUUUAAGACAAAUCCAUGGCAAAUACUCACUGUGUGACACAUUUCAGUAUGAAAACACAAGGCUGAGGGUUUUUGUCUCAUAUACUACUUUCAUAUAUACAGGACAAGAGAUAAGAAGAGUUACUUUGGCCACAGGGGGCGCCAGAACCAAAACAAACCAAUAGUUCCUUACAGGAGCUUUAAUAACUGUCAAUAAUACCGCAAACAACUUUGGUGAUUUUGUGACUCAGAUUAUCAUAUCAUAGCUACUCAAAUCAGACAUCAUUUCUCUAAAACUUUCAAACAGUCUGACUGCAGUUUCCCUCCAAAUUGACAACUUCUUAUUCUAUUUAAUCUUAUGUAACUUUUUGGAGUCAUCUGUUAGUUUGAGGAUCUCUGGUUUUAAAGUCUCAAAUUCUGCAUUUUAGCUAGGGAUGUCACAAUCCGAUAUUGAUAUCGAAUUUCAGUCUGAUAUCAGCAAAAAAAAAAAUGAAUAUUGGAUUAUAUCAGCCUGCAUCUAAAAUCUCUGAUAUCAGCACUCCAAUACAAGCAGUCCAUUCCAGACUCCGCUUCAGCACCUCCAUCUAGCAAUGACCAGAUUCAGAAUGCAGAGCCAACAUGAUCACAACAGCAGUGUGUGUACUGCAGUACAAAGUAGCAAGAAGUAGGAGUGAUGUGAUUGGAGUAUUUUUUUUUUCUUGUUGAAGUCAGUAAAAGACGUUGCAGCUGUCAUGCACAAGUUUGUGCCAAUAUCAGAUAAAUAUCUGUAUCGGCCAAGACUGAAGGCUACAAUAUCGGCAUUGUAUCGGAAGUAAAAAAAAUUGUAUCGUGACACCCCUAAUUUUGGCCGUCACAAGUUGCCUUGCAAGUUGAAGACACUUAAGCGUCCUCCCUACUUACAGAACCACUUCUUACUCAGUCUACUGACAUAACUGACUGCCAUAGACUGUUUAAAGUUUAUCUGUUUUACAUCUAGAUUGGCAUUUUGGUCGUCCUCUUCCUCUUUUCUAGACUCUUAAAAAUAAAAAUGUUAAGAUCUGGAUGAAAAUAUUACCAAAAUUCAAUUGUUGUUAUGGUAAUGACCAGUCCAACACAAGAUAAUUAGACACACUCCAUACCCUGAUUUAUUGUGUAUCUAAUAGGACCAGAACUUACUUUAUCUUUUGCUAAAGUUUUAAAACUGUUGUAUUUAAGUCCAUUAACUCAAUAGCAAUUAAUCAAGUGGGAAGAAAGGUCAUCUUCUCAUGGACUUCAAUACAAUCCAGUAUGUUUUUGCAGCAAAUAUAACCACCCACCUCUGGGGAUUUAAACAAAUGCAAGUCUCCAACACUCCUACAUUUGUUUUCUUUUUCAUUCCGACAGACUAUACUUCCCCUCCUACACACAGUCUGUACUGACCUCCAGCAGCUCUGCGCAAACUACUUUACAUUUAAGAGGAACAUCAAUAAUGUGUAGUGUAAAAGUCGUAUACCUGCCGCAGAAGAUGCCUUUAACUCAGCAACUAAAUAUAAAAUCAAUGAUGUGGACAUAUAAAGUGAUAACAUUUGAUGAGCCCGUAACUCGCUGGUGCUCUGCCAAACGUUUCCACUCCUUCAAUUCAUUCAGAAACUCACAAGCUUAAACAUGAUGUAAACAAACAAGCCUCGGAGCAUCUGCAAAAUGACAAACUCAAUCCGGUCUGUUGUUUCUGUCAUCGUUUUUGUGCUGUAACAGCUAAAUCAGCUGAAUCUGAGCUUCUCACCUUGAAAACAGCAGUCUCAGGCCUGCAAGCUGCUCUGUAGCUUACACUCACAGGACACUGUUGUCAUCAUGUUUGGUUCAGUUUUCUGCCUCCUAUGUGUUUUUUUUUUCUUUUUCUGAGCACUUAAGAGACUUUAAUCUCCUUAUGUUGGAGAGGAUUAAGCGAUAUGAGUGAUAUGGACCUUUGGGGAGAUUAUUUACUCCGAUGUUAUUAUUUUCAAUGCUCUACAGGGUUGUUUGGAUAAGUGUCCCCAAAUCUUUUUCCACAACAAUGACUUCUCAUACAAACCAUACUAGUCCACUGACCCCUUUCUGAUAUGAUCCUGAUAAUCUGGUGCCAGGGUCCUGCAUCCAGUGGGAUUUUUGGAAUUAGAUUCGGGAUUUAACUUAAACCUACAGAGACAAACAUUCAGCCUGAAUUUAUUCUGACUGCUUUUUUCCUUCUAUUGUGGAUAUUUAAUUUUAAGAAUUAUGUGCAAUUUGUUUGAACUUUGUGUAAAUGUUGAUAAAAAGAAACUUCAACAAUUUGCAAAUCAUUUAAAUCCUGUAAUUAGUUGAGAAUAGUGCAAUAACACUUCCAAAUGUUGCUGCAUCCACAAAUGCAGAUUAAAAACUGAACCAUGUAAAGAGGAAAACAUGUAUAAAUAAACAUGAUCCAGAAAUGGUGGUUACUUCUCUGGGCUUGAGUUAAUCUAAGAAGGCCUGAGGUGAAGUGAAAGACUAUCCGAUCCUUGUCUGACAUAUUAAAUGGAUGCUUUGUCCUCCUUCUCUAAACAGAAGAGGGACCAUCUGGUUUGUUGACUGCGCACAGUACAAAAACCAGCAUCUGUGACAGUAUGAGGAUGUACAGUAUAGGUGCCCUUGGCAUAGAUAGCUUGCAUAUCAGGGAAGACUCCAUCAAUUCUGAACAUUCUUAUAUAAAGGUUUGGAGCAACUGUGCAUUUUUUCAGGAAGACCUAAUUCAUUCAGGGGGACAUUACUGAACCACUUUCUGCAGUUAUCACAACUCAACUCAACUUUACUCAACUUUAUUUAUAGAGCACUUUGAAUACAACCGGAGCUGACACAAAGUGCUGUACACAAUAACAUAGAAACAUAAAACAACAACAAAUAGUUGUUUUAAAAUAUAAUAAAAAUAUGCACACUAAUUUCAAUAUGCAUUUCUAUUUUUUCAUUUCAAUUUGAUUUCUUUAGGGGGGGCAGGGAGGAGUUUCACUGCUACUAGCAUGCCAUCUGGGCAGAGCCAACCCAAGGCAUAAGCGAAACUAAGCGACUGCUUCGGGCCCCGCGACCAAUAGGGGGCCCCCAAGAGCAAUUUAUAAAAAUAUUAUUAUUAUUAUUAUGUUUGCAUAAAUGAGCGAUGCUUUCUGUAUGAUCAAAUUACUGUAAAAAUAAAUAAAAAUAAAGUAAAAACAUUUUAGUCCUGCUGCUGAUGCAGGCCUAUGAUUCUUACUGCCAAUAUGUCAGACCUUCGCUACCGUUAUGUCCCUCCUGCUGUGCAAUAUGCAGUGAGCAUCCAAAGCGCAGGUAGUUGUGGGGCAAAACAAUGUCGCAAAAAAAGGAUAUAUCCUUUAGGAGCAGAGAAAAGAAAGAGGAAGAAGAGAAAAAACGCCAAGAUAAAGGUAUGUUUGCAUGUCAUGGAAUGUUAAUCAAAGGCUAUGUUCACACUGCAGGCCAUUCCGAGUUUUUAACCAUAUGUGACACAUAUCUGAUUUUUUCAAGUGUGAACAGUGCAAUUCGGAUUUUUUCAAAUCCGACCCAGGCCUCUUUUGUACGGGGAUAUAAAUCGGAAAUGUAUCUGAUGUGACUGCAGUGUGGAUGCUCAGGUCGCGUUCAUCCGACCUACACGUCAUCAAUAUGCGACACACGUCACCAUUGUUCGACAGCACAAACAGGCGCGGAAAGCAAUUUGUGCUUUGUGCACAUGCGGGUCACUUCACGGACGCAUUCCGUUCACAUUAGAUGCCGCAUUCGUUGUUGUAAUGUGAACGACCGCACAAAAAGAUCGGAUUUAACAAAAAAUCCGAAUUUUGCAUCAUGACCUGCAGUGUGAACGUAGCCAAAGAGAUCUGUGGAGGUGUGUGAAUGAUCAACAACCAAUAUUAUUGGUAGAAAUAUUCAACCCCAAAAUCAAAUUUUGCUUAAGGCCCCAUUGAGGCUCUGCCUUCAGGCCACACACUGACAUACACAUAAACUCUACUAGACUCUACUAUAGAAAUGACAGAAGGAAAGAUUUGGUAAAAAAGAGUAAAAUGAAUCAAUAAUUUCAGAUACAUGUACCCAAAUGUGAAAAAUUACGGAAUGAGCCUUUAUCUCAUUUCAGGUUUUGACUCUGUGUCUUUAAUUAUGAUCAGAUUUCUUCGUCUGGUCUUGAAUCACACACAAUAAUAAAGACCAAUGGAAGCAAUCAGCCUGAACUCUAUUGCAUCCAUCGCUCUGUGGUUUAUGGUCUAUACAGCUCUUACUGCUCACGUCCAUCUGCCGCUAAAUACCACGCAGACACUGCCAUAAAUAAUGAGACGUUUGCGCCCAUCACGUGAAUGAGAGCAUUUCUCCUUCCUUGGCAUCACGUCACGGUGGAGGAGCGUUUAGCAGCGGCUGUGUAGUCUGUGGAGUCUGUGGAGGCGGGGAGCGGCUGUCCGCGGUGGUGCUGAUGAUGGGAGGACUGAUGAUGCUCUCCGGCUCCGUGCAGCCGCUACUGCGCAUGUUGCAUGACAGGUACACGCAAGCCUCCAUCUUGGGCUUCCCGAGCUGAGGCGAAAGGGCAGCAGCAGCCAUAUACACACUAAUUCAAAAAAAUAACAACAAACGGGGCGCGGCGCGAGAGAGAGAGGGAGUAAAAAAAAAGAAAAUUGGCACAUUGCCGAGAUGUAACUUUUUCUUGAACCCCGGUCAGGAAAUUUCUUCAGCGGCGAAAAGAGCGCGAGAGCAGCAUGGAAAGGAAAGACAGCGGCUGGUCUGGAAGGCUCCGUUAACGACACUUGCACAGUCAGCUCUACUACAUCUACUUUUCUGAGGAAUUGACAGGUGACAGAGCCGAAAGGUGAGUGCAACAACGUGGCGUAUUUUUUGAUAAACGACCCCUUUUGUUAUUUAUGCUCGACGCGUGCGCUCGUGUGUUGUUAAAUGGCACGCUCGCGCUCAUAUGUUCUGGCGUCUUCUCCCUGCAUCCCCCCCUCUUCCCCUUCCCCUUCCCCCCCGUCAUGGUGGUCGCUGCUCGCUGUGUUGUUCCCACUCCCAGACCCACUGCUGCUGCUGCUGCUGCUCUCCCCUGGCUUUAAGUGUCAGCCUCUGUUACUUACUUUGCUCUUGUUACAAACAGACAGAGCAGCCACAGGUUGGGAGAGCCUCGGUAGUCAGCUUAUAUAUGGUUGUUGGCAGUGUUUUCUUAUGGAUAUAUGUUGAUGGGAACAGCACCGGGCAGGCCUGUCCUUGUAGAUUUAAGCAUCUCUUAAGGACAAAAGAUGGUCCUCUGUAAGUGUGUGCGUGUAUUGUGGAUAUUUAAUGUUCUUUGCGCUCUAAUGCAUGGCACUGUAACUUUUAAUACCUCAUAAAUAGAACAGUUUCUCAUUAUAGCUGCCAUCCUUGUACUCCUUCUAUAAUUUCAAAUCAUAUAACAGCAUGUUUGUGGUGCAGAAGCUAUAAAUGUACAGCCCGAGGAAGCCAUGUGUGCACAGCAGAAUUGCUUAUUGACCUUCCACCCCUGGAGCACACCAUGCAAGGCUGCUUGAGUCACUGUCAGCGAUUGCAUGACAAAGCCGCUGCAGUUUCCACAUCGCCAGUAGUAAAACACAGGCGAGGGGUAAUGUUCUUUUGUGGUGGCGAAGAGUUGAGUCAGGAGGAAGCAAGGUCAAGUGAGAUUAGUGUGCAGAGAAUUUAUUUUUUAUUUUUUAUUUUGGUCUCUGCUGAACUCAUAUUUCCCGGCAAAGGCUUCAGUUUUGACAGGCUGUGCGCGCAUCCUAUAUAGAAUGUGAAGAUUGUGAGUUCGCAAUAAAAUGCGAACCGGUGUGAGUUUGAACGCGACAGAAACGAGAUUUUACAAUGCGCUUGAAUCUCCCGAGACACCCACAGUUUUUAUAGCAUAAACACAGACUGGUGUAGUUUGGUUGCUUAAGCAUGGCAUUUAAAAGACGUCAAAAACAUUAAAGGGAUAUUCAGUUAGUUAUACCAACUUAAGUAACGGCCGCAAAUAGCAAUACAGAGAGCCACGCGCUCAACCAAAAAGCCACUCUAUUGCCACAAAUAAUGCUCAAAUAAUGCUCAGAACAGCGCCUAACUUCAUGAACGGUACAUAUAGGAUCCCAGCCAUAGUACUAGCCACCAAACAUCUAAACACAACUCACCCCGUCUCUUCCAGCAGCCGCUUGUUUGUUGCGAGACUUCAGAGUAGUUCAUCGACUGCAGCGGGGUUUCGCAGCUCAAGGAAGAACAUUUAUGAUUAUUACUUCAUGGAAAUACAAUCAGACAGAGACGCUAAGGCAGAAAAACUACCGCGUCUGCAGAGCAAAAUGAUUAAUAUGAUGAUUAUGACUUCAAGGAAAUGAUAAAGGAAUGACCAUAAAUCAUAAAGUGGCUUUUGCCUUCAUUACUAAAGUUGGUAUAACUAGAGAAGCAAGCGGUCAGCAACAUUCAUCUCUCAAUGGGGUGUCUAACUCGGUGUCGCGGUGUGUUUGACCCUAACUUAAUUUUAUGCCGGAAUAUCCCUUUAAUUUCCGCAGCCCACAAAGCCAAGCUCAGUUCUCAGUACAUCUACUGAUAAUAACGCCACCCUAUAUCAUCUCACAGCCAGUUACGUCUAGCUGACAAAUGCCAAAACAUGCAUUCUGGGGUCUUCGCUGAUGCUCUCCCUGCCUUAGCUCUUCACGUAUGCACAUGUAAUACAUUGGAGGUGUGCUCUCUCCUCAUUACAGACUUGCAGGAGUCUCUUAAAACAGGGCCAUACCACCAAAUAUAACACAUAUGACUUGAUGAAAGUGGUCCCGACUGAAGACAAAAAUACAGGUAAUCUGUCUUUUUACCAUGGAGUCCAUAAUUCAGCGUUUUGGACUCUACAACGUGCAGCACAACAAAUCCUAUAAGCAUCCUUACAAGAUAGGAAAGACACAUUUUUGUUACACUUUCGUAAAAUGACAAAAACUCUUCUCCUUAACUUUAACCUUCAACUUGCAAAACCCAGCAAAGGAAUGGCAUCUUUUGAACAAAUGUAACCCGAGACAAAGCAUUACACUGAGACAUUUUUUGGCUGUGUUAGGGUUACAAGCCCCAAACACACAGAAAAGAGUGUGACAAUGUGUGUAAUGUGCCUUUACCAGUGGAUGUAUCUAAAGUGGCGAUACACGGAUUUCAAAACCUGUCUUACAGCAUUCACAAACUUAUCAGAUCUCUCCAGUGUCAUGCUUGUUAUGGAUUCACCCUGCGCCUUUUCUUCCGCCUCCUUGUCAGGGAGAGUGAAGUGGACAUCAGUGAUAGAAGUUGUCAUGUAGAAAAACGCCGGAGGGAAGAAGGGAAUCACAGGUCACAUAAGAAAUGAGUUGGUUGCCCGCCAAGUUAAACAUCCCCUCUCACUCCAGCUGCUGCCACAUGAUACGUCUUGGUCAGUGCUGAUGUGGCAUGUUGGGCAUUUUUGUCCUGCACAAUGGAAACGCUGGCACACCUCCCAUUUUGCAGAGAUAUUCGAAAUUGAUUAAACAGAGUUGACGUAGGUGUUUGCACGGGGACUAAAGGUGCUGAGCAGAGCGGUGGCAACGAUUUCCAGUGGGGGAAGAUGAUCAAUGCGCGGGAAAGGAGCAGUCAGGGAGUUACUGGGCCAUGGCGAAGAGACGGAGAGAGGGAGAGUGUCUGGUCUAGACAAUAAACUGCUUCAGUUAAUAUACAGUCUUGCUUCUGGCAGGGCGGGAAGGACGAGACAGUCGGCUUUGCUGUGGGUCUCAAAGCCCCAGAGUUAAAAAAAGGGCACACUUUACUGGAGAUGGAUCACACAGGUACUGUGGCUCCCUCAGCUGAUUAAUGGCCCCUAUCAUAAAAUGGAAAAAUGCACCGCUUUUGUAUGAAGCGCUCAUUUUUGUAAGCAUUGUUGUGCUACUGUCAGGCUAACAGGAGAUUCAUGGGAAACACACAAAUUUGCAUCAUCUUCUGCGUUUUAGUAGUCCCGUUGUAAGAGGAAUUGACUUUUAACACCACAGCCUGCAUGGAUCAAACCUUAUUAUGCAUUUCCCAAAGAUCAUGAUGAACGUCUUGAGGUAUAAAAAGCUGCACAGAGACACAAUUUGAAGUCUUAUUUCUGAGGCCGAGCACAUUAGAAGAUAUAUUUAUAUCAGCCAUCACUUGGAGGUCACAUUCACCUGGCGACCGUUGUUAUCCAGCCGCGCAGAUUGAUUUAUGCAGCCUUGUCAGACUGAUUCAAUCGCGUUAUAUAGGUUUACUCUAUGGGAACAAAUCUUUGGGAACAGAUCAUGUCAGAAACUCAAGGGUGAAACUCACACAGCUUCGAUAAUAAAUUAAGUUUUCCCCCUAAAUAAAGCUUGACUAGCCACUUCCCCUCAUCUCCAAAUGCAAACGAGAGCUGAGAUUUGUUGAAUGUGACAAGAAAACUGUUUGCUUUAUUGGAUUGCGCACCAUUAAGCACCGCUAAUUUAAAUGCUCGAGUCCAUUCUCUUUAUUCAAACUGUUUUUUUUGUCCUCUACAGGCUUGACUCACUCCAGAAUGGGGAUUAAAGCACUCGCCAUCUUUCUCCUCGUCCUCUCUCUAUGUCUGGAAACAUCUGCUAAAGAGAAAGGGACGAAGAAGGGGAAGAAAAAAGGGAAGCAGGUCUACUGCCCGUCGUAAGUAUGGACUAAACAACACCUUAAGGUUGAGAGAGAGCAUCAAAAAUAUACUACUGCUUUUACUUUUUGAGCACAGGUGCAGGAAUGACAGCAUGCCAUCGCUGGAUUUAUUUGACUGAACGGUUUCAAGGUGGCUGUCUGCUUGGAGGGAUUUUCAACCAUUUGAAAUACGUGACUGGUUUUCUCAAAAUAUUACAUUUACUGCAAGAGUUGUUCGAAAGUGCUCCUCCUUACUGAUAUAGUGUGGCACUAUAAAGUUGAAGGACUCACAGGAGACGGAUUUUAGAAAAAAAAGGGAGAAAAAGUUAAAAUCAAUGCAGCAGAGGAUGUGAUAUCCUGGAUUUGAGUCUUCUCUGUCAAGCUGAAAAAAUGUACUCCUCUCUCUACAAUCCAGCCAGUAAUAUAACUCAGUGGAAUCUGCUUACUGGGGACCUUUUCUGAUGUGAUCAUGCAGUUUCAAACCCAAAUGGACGCCAAUGAGAUCAGCAAACUUGUUUGACAGUAUUCCAACCAAAAAAUGCUGAGGCUUGGGCGCCCUCUCAUCGGGGUGCAGCAUCUUGUAAGAAUGGUAGAAAUUUUGCAUCAUCAAGAAGUCAGCCCUGGCAUGAGAAUAACUUAAAACAGAAAAUUUCCCCAUUAUCUAGAUUGCAUAUUAAGUACAUGCGGUUGAACUAGUGGUGGGAGACAAGGACAUUAAUCAAAGUCCAUACAUGCGCAAGGGAACAUGCAAACUCUAGGAUCAAACUGCUGCUGGGCAACAUCCUUAAGUACUGCACCACCAAGAAAAAAAAACCUCAUAAAAUAUUUAAAGGUGCGAACAGUGCAUGGAAAGCAGGUUUCAGAUCUGCACAUUCAGUUUGUUGUCUGCUAGGAGUUUUUUUUUUCAUGGCCACAGAGACAAAAAAAAUGAAACAGGGAGAUAAAAGGAAAGGAGGUAGAAUAGGCAAACAAUGGUCGGCCGAAAGGUGUAGUUUGCAUCCUGUUUACUGUUGGAGUUACCUUUUCUGUCUUUUUGGUUUGGUCUUAUAUUUGACCAAUGGAACUUACUUUUGGGUCUUAUUCUUAAUUUUUUUAUUGGCAGUCUCCUAUCAUCAGCUUCAUCCUGUAAGAGCUAGUCACAUCGGUAGGCGGAUGAAUCGGUGGGCCAGUUUGACGUUAUCGGCAUCAUAUCAGUGUUGGCUCUCACAAAGAUGAUACCACUAUUUUCUCUUUCUUAUUUCAAAUAGCUGUGGCAAAAUUUUACUGAGUCAGAUAUUUUUCCGCCUAUGUCAUCAUGCUCAUUAUAAAGGGUCAAUGUUGUUUGUUUUAUGAUCACUAUGAAAGCAGCAAGCUGAACCACGUUGGUCUGAGAACAGAAAAGUUUUUCUGUUACUACAAGCGUUGCCAAGUGUUUGAAAAAGACAGAAAAACAGCUUUUUAGGGUGUUUGUAAAGCAAAGCUGCUGUGAGGACAAGCAAAACAACCAUCCUUUGAUAUUAUCAAUUUAGUUAUGAAUCUAAAGAAAAGUCAUCCUAAAGCAUCUAUGAUAACAUUUGUGGAAACUCAUUUUCAAGCAAUUCUCAGUGAUAUUAUGUCAAUACUAACCUGGCCUACCAAGUGCCAAACCAAACAUUAUAGCCAGCCCCUUGUGUCUGAAGUCAGUGUUACUUCUCAGAUGUUGCUGUACCUUCAUUACAAAGCUUUGUCUUCUCGCUGAUGCUACUCACAUCUUCACCACAGACCUGAUCUUAUUCAAAGAACUUAUAUUUUGUGCUUUUCAUUACUGACUGGUCCACAUGUGAAAUUUAAAAUUUGUAUAAUUUGUCUUGUUAGACCAUUAAAAUCAGAGUAAUAGGAAAUCCUAAUAUAGAAAAGACUUGGUGUUCUUUAUCAUGGAAAGAAAUGUGUGUUUGAAAAUAUGAACAUAUAAAAUAUCAGCAGAACUUCCUUAAAAUGUGCACUGUAGCAUAUUUGAAAAACUUAUAGCUUAUUGUAGAGACUUUGGCCCCUCAUUUGAUACUUUCUUCUGACUUUCUGCAGCUGUUUCAUAAUAAAUGCCUCUGUUUAAGGAUGUGCAACAUGAACAGUGAACUUUUUCAGGUCAUGCAUACUCUAUAAAAGUCCGUUCUGGUUAAGUCCCGGUCUAAAAACCUGAUGUUUGUCCUUACAUGCCUCUGGACUCCACAUUAUAUCUAUGCAGCGCAGGGGUGCAGCCUCCAAUUCCUUAAAUGGUAACAAAUGUCCUGACAAUGAAACCCCCUGAAAUGAGGGUGAAGCCUUUUGAUGUAGCAAAAGUAUUGGCAAGUGUAAGCUGGAUGACAUGUUUCGUGUGUGGUGCUGUGGAUGCCUUUGUGGAUCAAGAGAACCACUUGGUUCCAGUUUAGCUGUUGUGCUCGAGGUUGUCAAAAGGGUCUGGUAAGAGAGAGGAAAAAAAGAGGUUUAGUGGAUGGGAAUUAUGUGUCUCUCUUUGAUCAGAGGAACCGCAGAACAUACACACAGUGUGCUACAUUCCUGCGGAGCACUUUAACUCAUCCUCUGUGCAUGAUAAGGUUUACAUAAUGAUAUGUAAAGUGCUUUGAGAGGGGGAAAUUCUUUGGCAGGAGAAUUCAUUGCCACCCACAAGGAGGUUUUCGGUUUCUCCUUUCUCUCCUGCCAGAUACCGGCUUCCUCUUUCGCUCUCUCUGUCCCAUUGUUUUUUCAUCAGUCAACCUCAGACAACAAAUGAUGUUUGGCAGGAUGCCUUUGAAAGCCACCACUUUGUGUUAUGGCGGUAAUUUCCAGCAGACAGCUGCUUUUUUGCUAUUCUGCAGGGUGGUUCAAAUGGAAAUGUUCACUUUGGUUUCAUUAAAAAGUAGACACACACACACAGGAAGAAUAGACUGUCUCUCUUGACAAGUUAAAUAUUCCUGCCACCCACAUGGCAGAUCUGUUAUUCUUCGUGGCACUACUCUCGAGACAACUUCAACAAAUCUAUACAAACAGCGGAGACCUUUUGAAGUUCAUACUCGCCGUAUGGACUCGUUUUGAAAAAGGACAAUAGAGUUAGUCAGUUGGAUCGAGCAUUUGACCUGUUUAAGCUUGUGUUCAGAUAUCCUUGGACAAAGACACGACCUUUUCACAAUCUAGUAAAAAGAGGCUGACGUAGCUUGAAUCGUGUUACGUGUAUUUUCUUCCUCACUGAACAUACUUCCUUUUAUUUCAAUCUGAAGGUGUUUCGUAUAACUGUCUUAACUGUUUAACACCUCGUAUUUCUGCACAAUCCAUCACUUCAUCAUUGCACAUGCACUUCAAAUGUAAAAGGCUAAUUUAAUCCCCGACUCUUUGUUCUCUCAGGUUAUAGUUUAAUCACAGAGCAGAAGUGGGAGUACUGUACAUCUGCACCGUUCAUCUGCCAGGAAUUUGACCUGCUAAUGUAAUCGUGCCUACAGUUGGCUCUCUGUCUUCUUUUUUCUCCUGCAGACAGCUGUCAUCUGAGGAUCUGGCUCGAGUCCCUGCAAAUUCAACCAGUAACAUCUUGAACAGGUUACUGAUCAGCUAUGAUCCCAGAAUAAGACCCAACUUCAAAGGCGAGUCUCCUUCCCUCCUCAUCUGUCUCUGUCUAUUUUUAAUUUACAUUUUUGCUGCAGUGCUGUCAUGCUAAUUAAAGAAACGAGUAAACUGUGAACACGCACCUCCAGAUUUAUCCCACGAAGAAGGUGCAGGAGCAGGUAUCUGCAUAAAUAGUGUCAGAGACACUGAUGAAAAUGAAUCCCCUCUCAUGUGUGCCGGUACAUACAUAUGGACUCAACACGGUUACAGUAAGCAGAUGCUGUUGGGUUGACCGUUUUCCCUCAAAGACAGUCUAAUGUUGACUGACGCGCGGUUAUCUGAUAAAAACUAUAACUUAAAACAGUCUGAGAUCUUACCAACAACAUAUGUGAAGUUAAUGUUCCUUAAAACUGAUACUGAUCCCAUGCUUGGACUUGAAUGCUGGCCAGGAGUGAUUUCACCCAAAUACCAACAUGAUUCAACAUACGAAAGUAUUAUUUCUAUUUUUUUACCGAUGCAUGUGACUUCCUUUGUUACACAGUUGUGAGAUAUACCGUAUUUUUCAGGCGAUAAAGCGCAUCGGGUUAUACGGCGCACUGUGAAUUAAUGUGUCUAUGUUCACACAUAAGGUGCACCGGAUUAUAAGGCGCAUUAAUCAUUGGUGCAUUGAUUGGUUUGUUGUUGCUAGCGCAUACUCUGGGCCUGGGCUGCCUUACAUGUACUUCUAGUUCAGACAUUACAGUCAGGCAGUCUUGUAGACUGCUCAGGGGUCCUGAUCAGGAAGUGACACAGCGUACUGUAAUGCUCUGAAUAUCUGUUGAGCGGAGCGGCUUCUUUGCCUACCACAGUAGUACUUAUACAUUUCGACAGAUUAGGCACAAUAAGCAAUCAUCCAUAAAGUGUGCUGGAUUAUAAGGCACCCUGUCAAUUUUUGAGAAAAUGUAAGGAUUGAAAGUGCGGCUUAUAGUCCGAAAAAUACAGGAAUUGGUGCUUUGUGUGGUCUUGCAGAGUAAGAAGGGUGACAUAUAGACAACCUGGAGACCCUACAAAUAAAAACCUUAGAUCAGGGGUGGGCAAUCAUGUGCCAUGGAGUGCCGAGAGGCUGCAGGUCUUCUUUCCAACCCAAAACUCCACCUGGUGAUUUCACUGAUUAGUCCCUGCUCUCUGCUUGGAGGUAAGGCAGUGAAAUCACCUGGUGGAGUUUUGGGUUGGAAAGAAGACCUGCAGCCUCUCGGCCCUUCAUGGCACAUGAUUGCCCAACCCUGCCUUAGAUGCAGGUCUUUACUAGCAACUGCAACUACAGCCCCAGCUGAUGGCAAUCGAAUAUGCAAAAGCUAAAAACAACAUAUGGCUGACACCUCAGGCUGAUUAAUAAGAGUAUUAAUAACUUGUUCAACCAACGACAAACUCUGGUGCUGACCAGAGAGGGUUAUGGCGGCUCAUCUUUUAGCCAACACCCCCCCAGUUUCUACAAAUUUGCUGUCGAUCAGUGAUAAUCCAGUCUGCUAGCAGAAGCUAUAAGAUGUUAUUAUUGUGCGUGCUACCGUUCAUAACAGAAGAAAUAGGUCAAUGUUUUAAGGCUCUAAUACAUACUAGAAUCAGAUUGGAGCCCUUGCCAAUACUUCAUAGUGUAUUUUAGCUCUUUGAAAACUCGCCAAUUCCUUCCUGUUUUACUGUCCACCAACAGUCAAUCUUUACAGUGUGUAAAUGUCACAUUGUAAGGAGUUACCGGGCUCCAGUCUUGCAGAAACAGCCAUAAAAAUAACAAAGAGGAGUUUGCCAACCUCACAGUACGCCUGACUGAUGGUCUAACCGGUCUCAAGGUACACCCUCGGUUAGUUUCCAUCCUCGGGCACUUGGCAGCAGGAGCUGUAACCUGGGACUCCAUGUUUGAUGUGUUUCGAGCAGGAUCAACUCCCUCAUUGACAGCCUGUUACUUGUCUAGCGGCCAAGCAUCUGCUCUUGAUUUCGGGGUGGGCUGAAACCUCUCUGUCCAUUAACGUCCAUGUCAUAAUCGCCCAAAUUACAUCCUAAACUGUGCCUUGUGCAUUACUCUGCCCAGGCCUAUUAAACAGUGAGCAGCUUUUAUAGCCCAUAUAGAGAAUUUAAGAUAACACCGGGAGUGUUUCUUGAAUAUUUUUAUGCUUGUCUGAAUUAAUGCAUGGAAUAUGUGAUCCAUACGCAACCUUCGUAUUAUGCACAUUUACUUAGUGAAACGCUUGAUGGAGUUUAUCCUGUGAAACUCCUGAGCCCACGGUAAACACCUCAAAGAGAAUUAUUUAUUCAAAGCGGGCUGAGCUGCUGCAUUCAUCAAGGGUUUUAAAAGUUUAUGUAAAAGGCUGAGAGCGAGGAGAUUCACUUUAUAUGUUUACAGCGUUAGCUUAGCGGAGGAGACGAGAGGGGAUUUUUAUAACUUGGCUAAGUUGAUAAAGUGUUUCACAAAUCCUGGUCAGCAUCACAAUCAAUUUAAUCACCAGGUUGAGUGUGUAGAAAUUUAGAUGUACAGGUCUAUAGGAAGCAAACUGACGCUCAGUAUCACUACCCAGCUGCAGAUGAGCUGUAAAAACCAGACGACUCACACUACUAUCUCCUCUUUCCUCUUUCUAAACGCAGGAAUUCCUGUUGAAGACAGAGUGAACAUUUUCAUCAACAGUUUCGGCUCCAUCCAAGAAACAACCAUGGUAAGAAUUCACUCUAGUAUUGUGUCGUUCAUGAACGAUUUGUUCAAAAGAACAAAACUGCCGAGUGGACGACAUGAAUGGACUCACUCCUAGACAUGAUUCGUUCCUUUCUAAGUUCAGUUGAGCUCAGCCACGGGUAUGGCGAGCCAGUCAGGAGUAGGACUGCCACCUUUGACUCUUAAGUGAACGACACACAGCCAGCCAGCAAGUGAGCGGUUGGGCGGAGUCUUGUGAUUUGUUCACAGCAAAUGAACGACAUGUAUCAGUCAGAUUGUGAAUGAAACGAACCACUUCUGAACGACCCGAGGCAGGCAGUUCAUGUAGUUUAUGUCUGUAGGGUUGAGGCACUUAAAGCAAAACGCUAUUUUAUUGCUUCAAAAGUCCGAAGCACUGACUGAUUCAGUGAACGAAUCUUUUGAACGAAUCAUUUUAAUGAACAGAUUCUAAAAACUCAGUACAGUCAAAAGAACUGUUCUUCCCAUCACUAAUUCACUCCCAGUUCCACUUCUGCCUCCCAGUAUCGAUAAUCAAUACCUCUGCCAAUCAGAGUGAGAGGAUCAGAGCUGAAAACUGCUUUGUCAAAAAACUUUUUCGGGAAGAAAGCCAGAGCAUGCUUUGUAGACAGUAUCAGAGCAUUUAGCAGCGAAUCAUUAUGAAGACCGGCUUUUUCAUGCCUCAUUUAUCUGAUGGCUUAAUUGCUGAUAAAGAAGUGCAGCUUUGAAUACGAGAGAGCAGAUUAAACUCAAGGACAGAGCGGGGUCGGCUCUUGAUCACUGGGAAACAACAGAGACGACGUUCCUGAAGGUUUCUAACAAGCGCUGUCAAGCUGCGUGUUUUAAUUCAAAGCAGCCGCGAGGACACAACAAACAUCGUGUGUUUCCCUCGUUAAAUACUCUUAACUGUGUGACAAGAUAAUGAAAAUUAAUACGGAGCGACAGGAUCCGGCGUUUGACUCGACUCUGCCUCAUCAGCUCCUCUGUGCAGUUUUACAGGUGACCAUCUGGAGAGUUUUAAUCCAAUAGACCCAAAUACUCGCAGCGUGAUUAAAUCACAGCAACAGGACACGACUGUAACAUGUUUCCACAGAGUAAUUCAGUUUCUAUCUGAAGCCUGUUAGUGGCAGGAUUAAUCCCAUGAGGACGCACUGAUCCAACUUCCUAAGCCUGGUAUUGAUACCUGAGCUUUGGUUAUCCCUGAUCCAGAGCUCAGAGCACUCAUCAGACACCCGUGUUGAAUUAAUAACAAGUAUGGCAUCGGAAUACAGCCGACGAGCUGUAGCAACCCUAAUUUAGUCUAAAAAAAAAAAGGCUGCAGCUCUUGAUUUAAUUCUCUGAAUCACUGACUUGAGGCAAUCAUUCAAAAUUAAAUGAAGAGCUGAGAUGAAGUUAAAAUUUAGUUCAUUUUAAAGGAAUCAUCAAACUGUACGAGAUCACAACUUUAGCCAUGAUGAGCAAAACUUUGUUAAUGGGCGUCUAUGACAGAUGGAGAAGAUGACAGUUAGUGAAUAAUAGUUGAUGCUUAUUGCGUUUCCUCAAAAAAGGAAAGGAAGAAACAGCAAAUGAAGAGGUAACUCAUCUACUCUGUGGCAACCAUAGACUGUAUAUAAAACAGAUGCUGUCUGCCUCCUUGCUGGGUGAAGGCACCCCGAAAGCAGCACCCUCUGGUGACGGACUUCAGAAUAGGUCAUAAAUCUCGCCUCCUCCAGAAAUCCCUAUGAAGCUGUGGACAAACUUUAGAAUUUAAUUACACAGAAUACAAAUUUUUCUCCCUCUUGGUUGUGAUCUUGACAGGUAGUUUCUGUAAGACCGGUUUGUGUUCAAGUCCUCUUUUUUCUGUACAGCUCAGUUUUUUAAAGUUAUUGGGAGGUUCAUGUUUUCUAUGAUUGACACUUAAUACAGCCUAUGGGCGUACGAAGAUUGUGUAGCUCACCCGGGGGAUACGGUGUUUGAGCCAAGCGUCAUAUCGGCAACUCUCCCACCGAAUGCAUACAACACUACUGCGCAAUGUUAGUUUCAGGAAAUUGGGGGAAAAAAAACGGAAAUACCGAGAUCUUUUUGGCUUCAAAUCUGUACACUGGCAGAAGGCAGAACCAAAUUGUCCAUACACCGUCUACGGUGGCAACCCACAGCGCCUUUCCUCCUGAUAUUUCUUUCAAAACUCGUCCAUUUUUAUUGCUGGAAAACACUACCAGGCUUACAGGAACAAGAAGAACACUCCUUUAAACCUUUGCUCCCACAGUCCUGUGAAACAGAUCCGAACAGCGUCUUCAUCCAAAGCGGUGAUCAAUGUUCUCCAACUUUACUUCACAAGCAGUGACGCUCUGGACAAUUAAGCCUCAGAUCGUAUAUCCUGGCACCGAAACUGGAAAUAUAUUUUUGGCAGCAGAUGAGGGCGGCGAGGUUUGCUCGUGAGACGUUCCAGGAGAGAGUUUCACACCAGGACCAAUUUAGAGCAGUUAGGAUAGUACGCACUGAAAGUGGAAAAUUUACUACGGAAGGUAUAGAGCUGGAGCGAACAGAUGGUGCUUUAAAGGAAAACACAAAAGACGGGGAAGAAUAGAAGGGGACAGAAUCAGAGAAAAGGAAGGGGAAAGUGGGGUAGGUAGGAAAAGAAAGGAGAAAGGAGACCACAAACAAGGAUGAUGUAAGAAGCAGGGGUGAGAAGAUCAAGCAGACUGUUGGUAAAAACAAAAACGCCAACAAAGGAGACUUAAUAGGUAAGAGGACAGCAAAGAAAAAGUAAAGACAGAUUGUAUAAGAGGACUGGAAGAUAGAGAAAUCAGGAACAAGGAGACAAGAUUGAGAGACCGAAUCAGAGCCAAGAGGGAGACAGAAAAAGAGAGAUGAGGAGCUCCCAGAUGGUCGACUCUUAUCUUUCUCUAGACGCCCAACAAAAAGAAAAAGAGAGAAUAAAAAAGAAUGAACCUGGAGGAGACAGAGGAGACAGCUGGUCACCUCUGCCUCUCAAUUUAUCACUCUGCGGGGUAUCUGGUCUCAGGAAACCCUCUUUCUUCAUUUACACCUCCUCUAGCCGAUCACCACCCCGCGUCCGCUGUAGUUAACACGUUUAUUUCCACGUCAUGACUGUUUCCAUCAAGAGAGAGUGUUAAAAAUGUGAAAUAAACUGUGCCCUUAAACGAGUUUUUCCUCACUGAAAUGCAGCGAGCGCCUCCGUUAAAUCUCUCCGGGAUCGAAUGCAGAACAGGCAGUUUGAUCGUGAGCCAGAGGGAAGAUAUAUUUCCUUGUCUGGUUGUACGAAAGGCGAAGGUGUGGGAAUUGGCCUGUGUCUCUGUCAGACAGAAAAGAGCCGGCAGCAGCUAUUCACGCUGUCGCUUCAGGACUGCUUGAACACGCUGUAGUCCAAGAUUAGGUUCUGUGGACACGACACGACAGCCUGCUUUCCAAAAUAAGAUAUCAACAGUUUGACCACGGCUCUGCCUCCCAGAAAUGUACCUGGCAGGGAAAUAAAGCACAUUCUGGGAUCCUGUGUAAUUUAUAAACUCUCCUAAAACCUUUGUGUAUCGGAACAUUUCCUGCUGAUUUAUAACAUUACAAGCACUUUGUGCACCAACAUGUACCACACAGACUGCUUGGAUCAGUCCUACAUUUUCUACAUUUUUGCCAUGAAAGUGAUCUGUGUUUGAGUCUUGGAAGUAAACACUGUUUGAUUAAGUUGCAUUGCAAGAAUUAUGGGCCCAACAAGACCGGGUCUGACUUUGUAGAGGAAACAGUAAAUCAAACUUUGGUCGAGAUUCAAGUUUCCCGAGAGUCACAUUCAAAUGACUAAAACAGACCAGACGUGUGAUGAAUUUUGGUGAGUCGUGCUCUGGGAUUAUCCUGAAUUUUUUCAGCAGUGUUCAUAACAGAGGGACUCCCCUAUUUUGUUUAGAGUGUUCUUUGUUUUAGGAUCAAAUGCUACCAAUGUUAUUUUCAGUGGUACUGAGUUCACAUUUAAUAAUCAGGAUCAUUUAUUAGUUUGUGGGACAACUUCUUCACUGUUUAUUGUUUGUCUAGAAACCCAAAUCCAACUUGUGUCUCACUUAUUUCCAGGGCCAGACUGGUACAAAAACCUGCCCUUACAAUAUUUGCCCACAAUUUAAUCAAAUACGGCAUCAAAUAACAUCAAUCUUAAAUUUUAUGAGAAAUAUAACUAACUCAUCAGGAAGACCUGGGCUCAUAACUUUGUAUGCAAGAAUAUUUAAAGCUCCAAUGAGGAACUUCUGGUUUGUAUUCAUUUUGGCGCUCCCUUGUGGACAAAGCAGUCUUUGCGUAUAUUGUUCUCUGCAUGCUUGUGUUGUGUUUAUUUUAAACAUUGGUGUUUGGGUCGGAGUUAGCUAAGUGAUGAGGUGGAGCCGACUUCAUCUGCAGCACGGACAUCCUGGUUCUGAAGAAGUGGGCGGGGCUUGACAGCAUCCCCAGUGGGUAAUACAUUUACUAUUAACAAGUUACAGAAAAAUAAUGAACAGUAGCUUGAAGAAGGAUGUAAAAAAACUGUUUUAGUUACUUAAUUCACUCAAUUUAAGUAGAAUAAACACUAUGUUAGUAAAUCUGAUGUAGUGAAGAUAAAAUUUGUUAAACAUCUUCUCAUUUAUAAAGUUUAUUCCUGCCUGAGCUGAAAACAACAAACCCAUGAUCGCAUGCUGCUUAACAACAUUACCAACUAUCUAUUGGAUUGGCAUAGAUCUAAGAAAUGUUAAUGCAGAGUCAGACCAAGUGAACAUUUUUGGACAAUCCAUUUGAUUUGUUCCUAUUAAAAGAUAACUUCUAGAAGUUUUACACGCCUGAAAAUUUCCCUAUGGGGUCUAUUGGAUAUUUAAUCACCUGUAGAAAAUCAAGUCGGUGUGUCGAAUGAUUUAAUGUGUUUUUGUUUGGGUCUAGAGGCAAGGUCCUUGUGGCUGUCCUUGAAUAUUUGCAGGAAAAAGUACAAAAUGAGUCUAACUGUGUUUGAAUAAAUACAUAGACAUCUGUAACCAUUGGAAGAAUAAUAUAUUUCUUUAGGUAUCACAGAGCUGACAUGAUAAUAUCGGGUCUUUUCAUGAAGAACAGAUGCAGCAUGGAUCCAUAUUUAGGCCACUUGGCUGUCUCUCACUCUCAGAGCUGGCUGUUACACAAAGAACUUCCAGUAGGAAUAGCUUUUGCCAAGUAUAUGUACCACGUUGCCAUAGAUACGGUCCUAUAGAGCAGGCUCUCUGCGGCCUUAGGUCCCACCGGGGCUUCAAACAUAGUACACUUUUACACUGAAGGAUCACGGUACAGUUUGGCAUAAAUACACAGUAAGUCAUGGAUGCUGCACAUUUAUAUUGAUUUAUUUUGCACACUUGAAAUCAACCUCUAUUGCAGGAGUUUUACAUCAAAUCUACUCAGCCUCUCUACUUAAGUAUGUCGGCUCUUCAUGUUCACACCAGCGUCAUCACAGCCUCGGUGUGCAAGAAAAAUUGCACCAGUUUUAACAUGAAAAUACAGACAAAUGUUUGCCCCCAGCGCAGCCUCAAAAAUAGAAAAAGCAAAAUAAAGAGGAUUUAUCAUUAUGAAAAUUGUGAACAAUGAAGGGAUGGACGCUGGAAGUUAAUCUCUCACCCCGGAGCGCGCACACACCAACACUACACCCGCACAUACAGCUGGUAUUUUGGCGGCUUUAUUUGACAUGUCAUCCAUCUUCACACCCUGCAUUAAUAGUCCUUCCUCACACCUGGUCCCAGAACAGCUUGAGGCACGCCAUCAAAGCAGGGACAAAAAAAACAAACAGACCCUAAAGCCUCAUGGAGGGAUACUUUCCCACCAACGAGAAUGUGAAAAUUUUGCUAAUAAGCUCUCUAAUGAGGCCUUCGCUGCAUCACGUGCGGCUGUAGCGAUCACAUUUGACUCAUGGACCGCGCAGCCUGCUGUGUGUUGACGGCUCUGAAGAGAAAUGUGACGGGUCUUUCAGCUGCAGCUGUUAGAUGUCACCGGGUGUGUGGUUUGUGGAAGUUUCUGUUCGAAUGUUUGCUGGGAGAAAAUUCUGUUUGUCAACGAGUUAAAAAACUUCCUGUCAGUGAAAAUAGAGUCUGUUUAUAAAUCUAGAUCAGGUCCACUCUGAUCUCUGACACUUUGCAGCAUUAAGCUUAAGUUUCAGUGGAGAGAGAAAACUUCUUUUUAAUAGGCAGAAACCCCGAGCAGAACCAGACUCAUGUUAGACAGUCAUCUGCCACUAACGGAUUGGAUAAGGGAGCACAGACUUGACUGUGGUUGGUGACUUUAAUGGGACGUGAUAAUUCAAAGUUAGAAAGAGGAUAGAGAAGGAGAGAAAGGUGCCAUUUGCCCUGGCAGUCUAUAUCAAUAGUAGCAUAACUAAGAGCAGGUCCAGGCCCGAAGUUUUGAGCCUACUCUUAAAAGUAGAGAGGGUGUCCGCCUCCUAUUAAUAGUAUUCAAUAAAAACUCAGUCUUAUCUGCAUAACCAAACACUAGUGUGAGUAAAGGAGACAAAGAUUCUUUCAUCAUCCUACUCAGGCUUUUUGCAGCUAAAUGGUGUCAGAGUGUGAAUCUUUGCAAAUCUUAUGAUUCAAUCAAUUUUGGUCCCUAAAGCCACAUAAAUUGCAACUCUGUCUUUAAAAGUUUGUCCAAAGGCUGUUGAGGUUCACAGCAUAAAGAAAUGUGUCUCACCACAGGAUGCACAAGACCGCUGCAGCUCACCUGCAAAAAGGCCGCCAAUAUUAGCAGCAGUUUCUAAUGCAUCACAUGCAUUGUCAGCAGGGUCCACAUGGACCAGAAUAUGUGGACAUAGAGCAGCACUAUUUAAUGCCUUGUAACUUUGGUGGGCUGUGUACUCAGGGCCAUUCUAGCUGCUCCUUUUAUAAAUCUGCUGCUAGAAGAUGGAAAUCUCAGCAGAAAUAGAAAUAUCUUUUUGGGCACCUCUUUAAGUCACUGCACGGUGCCUUCUCUCUCCACAGACAGAAACGACCGAUUUAGAAAAUACAACCAAGCGACACAGAGAACAUCUGCAGCAACUGUAAUUAUCCUGUAUUAUAGAUAAGGAAACGAUCGGACCUGAAGUCCAUACAGAGACAGUUUUUGUUAGAGCGCCUUAAAAACCCACUCACGAAACAUUAAGCAGACAUUUUUCCUUUGUAUAUUUCUCACCCGACAGGAUUACAGAGUCAACAUCUUCCUGCGGCAGCGGUGGAACGACCCUCGGCUGAAGCUACCUCAAGACUUCAAGUCUGAUUCCCUCACUGUCGACCCAAAGAUGUUCAAGUGUCUGUGGAAGCCCGACCUGUUCUUCGCUAAUGAGAAGAGCGCCAACUUCCACGACGUCACACAAGAGAACAUCCUGCUCUUCAUUUUCCGCAAUGGAGACGUUCUCAUCAGUAUGAGGUAAAGAUUGGAGCCAAGGUCCUUCUACCAGCUCUUUGAAAUAACAUUUUAGUUUAAUCAAAAUACUUUAAAAUGUGCUUUGAAUGCUGUUUAUUUAAGCAAGGACAUUGUCAUAUCACUACGCAGUCGUCGGUUAUUCUCUAAAACCUCCCCACAGUUUCUUAGUUUUGCUUCUGUGAUAAAAGAAAAGCUUGUAAUGAUCUUAAUAAGCAUCUAAAAUAUUUCACUAUGUCCCUGAAAGUCAAUUUAAACUCACAAACAAGUCUCCCCUAACGAGAAUUUAUCAAUAUAGUUUCCUCCGAACAAAAACGCAUCUUCAGUCUCUACUUUUCUUAUAUGAACUCCAUUCAAACCAUGAAAUUUAAAUGACUUCAAUAGCUUUGAAUCAAAGCCAACAUUUCAUAUGUUAUAUCCAGGAUGUUAGCAGGUCUAUGCUCCAGUAUUUGACUUAUUAAAAAACUGAUGAUAGUUCCCGGAGAAACAACUGAAAUCCCAGCUUGGUAGAUGGAAGUUGGUUGGUGACAUCUGUGUUUGUAUAGCUACAGAUAAAUCCUCACACUCCCAGGAUCCUUUUCUUGUAAAGAAAAGUGGGAGGAGGUUUCAGAUGCAGUGUAAAUCGUACAAAUCUGUGUAGGUAUCAGUGUCUAAAUAAAGUUUUCGGGAAAAAAUUCGGAAGAGUACGGCAUCAGCAGACUCAAAGUUCCUGCUGGAAGACUAGAAAUCUAACCCACAUGAAAAGACAAUAGAACAUGACAGCCAAAGUGUGGGACUGCUUACACAGCAGGAGGGGUGUUCUCAAAUAAAGGUGCUGUACGUCUUUAUCUGUGAUUUAAGUGAGCCACUCUGGGUCUCUCCAGCUGAGCGUCCAGGUCAAUAAACAGGCUGAAUGAAUGAAGUCCCAGGUGAAACAAAAUAGCUAUUGAAUGGCAUUAUCAGCAGAGCAAAGCUUUCCCAAUUCAGCUUUAAAUACCUGUUUAAACAAGACUAAACACACACAUUAUACAGUUUAAGCUCUGGGCGCACAGAACUAUUUACCCGGAGCUCCCGAUGAGAACAUUUUAAACUGAUCAUCUGCGUUAAUUCCCUGCAGAUCUUCGACUCCUUCAGCAUCUUAAACCAUUACAGAAGCCUUUUUUAAAGACUUUGUGGGUUUUUUUCUCCUUUAACUUUCCUCUCCAGGUCAAAAGCUGUAAAACCAAAGUCUGUGGAGUGAUUUUUAAAGUUCAUGAGACUGUUAACACAUUCAUAACAAUCUUCCAGGGGGACUCAAUGUUAACGUGUUGAAGCAACAGCUUUGCUCUGCUUUGUUAGGUCUCCAUCAUCCUCCCGAGACAAUCUUUUUGAUUUUCCAGUAAACAUGACUGUAACAUAUUUUGUUUCUCUCACACAAAUACAGCUCUUGUAGACAGAGACAUUCAGGUAAACACUAAAAUCCUAUGAGAUCUCAAGACAUACAAGUUUCAUCCAAACAAAGUGGAUGUGUCAGAUCAAGGAGGAUGUAGGAGGAUAGACAAAGCAAAGCAUAACAAAAAACUGUAAAUAUUUUCUUUGUUUUUUUCCAGGUUGUCUGUCACGCUGUCUUGUCCGCUGGAUCUGACGUUGUUCCCCAUGGACACUCAGAGGUGUAAAAUGCAACUUGAAAGCUGUGAGUUUUCCUGACAUAACACCACCUUAAACACCCUCAUCAGCUCAACUUCAUUUAUAUUCAAGUAUUUUUCUCUCCUGCAGCAGAUCUGUAAAUAACUCAACAUGUGUUCACCUAUAAAGAAGCUUCUAUACCGGUCUAUAGCUGUCUUCAGAUUUGCACCACGGAAAACUUCCGGAGCCCUGCCCCUGAAAUUUACUUCCCUAGCCUGUUCACACACGUCCCCUCACAUGUCCCCUUUACAAAGUUAAACAAGAUUAAAACUACCAGUCCUUUAUUGUUACCAAGCAGCAAAACUAGACAGAUCGCCAGCUGCAUGGUAUUACCAUCAUCACUCCUCUUCCUCAUACUCAAAGGGUGAUUUCCUCCAAGUCAAGGUGAAAAGUUUGGCUGUUUUGUUCACACAUAGUGAUUUUUUUCUGAACUUUAUGCAAGUGUGAAAACACUAUAUGUUAGAUAUUACAACCAACCAGUAAAAUCCUGCAAAAAUCUUUGUGAAAAGUUUCAAUAUUUGUUACUCAGAUAGUAAACCGCACACUUUGAGUCAUUUUGCUUGUGAUUUGAUUAAGAUAAUAGGGGAUUCAUGUGUUGACAAAGCUUUCUUUAAGGUUUAUGUUAACAAGCCAGAACUAAGAGUCCAGAAAAACAUCAGCAGCAAAGCAUGCUGAGAGCAGGAUCAUGUGUGUGUAAGUAAAACAGAGGGACAGAUUGAGCCUACGGUAUUAACAAGUAACAAUGAAAUUAAGAUUGUAUGACAUGACUAAAAUGUGAGCUGGUGACUCGUAGGUCUGUAUCAUUCUAAGGUAAAUCUAGAGUUAUAAGUCUGAGUCACACAGAGAAAAUAAUGAAAACACCUCACUGCAAGUAAAAUUCCUGUGUCCAACUGAGUUUUGUGAUUAAUAUGAAACCAGAGUUCUUAUAAAAGUAAAACAUUGACGCUGUUUAACCAAAUAUUUGGAGCAGCAAGUUUUUCAUUACAGUCCAGCCCUGGCAAUAGGCGAGACACAGAAUAUAUAUGUUUAAUUUUAUAAAUAAGAAACAGUAAAAAAAUGUCCCUUAAAUGUAUAGAUAAUCUUAUAGAGUACUGUUAGAGCAGCCCUGUUUUCUUGCUCUGAUCCCCUCUGUGUCUAACUUGAAUAAUGUACACCUGAUUCAACAAGCAGAUAUUUACAGUGUGUAAAAAAGCACUGCUAAUGUCAAACUGCAGGCCAGUUCUGAUUAGUAUAUCUUCUAGACCAGGUUAAAAAGCGUGUAGUGUUAUAUUGUUUGGUUUAGCUAAACAAACACACAGUUGGACACAUCAGUUGCAGUCGUUUCUUUACUUUGUCUCCUGUUCCCUUGGGUGUCACACCGGCGCUCUGGCUCCCUCCCAGCUGCAGUCAUUGAAAAACACCAACAUGCCUCUCCAGCCUCUUUGUUUGUCAUAUUUGCCUGAGGACCUUGUUUCCGCCUUUCAUAAUAAAAACGUGUAAACGACACCUUUACACAGCGUGAAAUAUUAUUCCUGACUCCAAAGGGAUGAAUAAUAUGAUUUCAUUUGGACUUUUAACCCGUCUGCUUGUUAUUAUUGAGGAGAUACAGUAUUAAUGAGCUGGGAAUAAAUUUGUUGGUUUUUUUAAUAAUUUUGUUGUUUUGGGGUAAGCGGAAGCUUUUUGCCGGUGUUUAGAGGCCAAUUUCAGUGGCGGGCACUCAGAGAAGUUGAAUAAAUCAUCAUAUUUUAAGGUUGUUGUGAAGUCUCACAGCUAAUUGAGCUGGACUGUGGGUUUCUGCAUCUUGUUUACAAAGCAGUUUAGACCUAAAUAAGCUAGAUAACUUCAAGCUAUUACCGCUAAUGCAAAAGCCGCCUGCUAAGACUUAAGGCUCGCUGCUCGUCCGUGUGCAUUUAUAUGACGUUCAUGAGCAUGAUUAACAUGCCAGCAGAUAUUGUGAGCAUCUUUGCAUGUUUACGCACUAAUUUGGUUUAAACUUGAUAUUUGUGUGAAAGUGUGUUCACUUUCUGUGCGUAUUUGUGACUCUGUGUUCCAGUUGGCUACACCACAGAUGACCUGCAGUUUAUGUGGCAGACGGGAGACCCGGUGCAAAUGGACGCCAUCGCUCUGCCACAGUUUGACAUCAGACAAGAGGAUAUCGAUUACGGAAACUGCACCAAAUUCUAUGAGGGAACAGGUACCGACCUUUUCACAGACUCAUGUACUUAAUGUACUUCAAAAAAAUCUGUCAAAUUGUGUAAGAACGACUUUGGUAAGCAACGAAGCCGCUCCGUUCAGUGGAUAUUGGGGGCAUUACGGUACGCUGUGUCACUACCUGAUUGGCCCCGUAACAGGACCCCUGAGCAGUCUACAAGACUGCCUGACUGUAAUGUCUAAAUUAGAAGUGCAUUCAUUCAAGGCAGUCUGGGCCUGCCUGAAAAAUACGGUAUAUAAAGUUAGCUACAGAGGGUGCAAGGAUUCGUAGGUGUGAUUAUUUACCAAUCAUUUUUACGGACAAUAAGAAGUCAGUGAAGUCAUUUCCUGAGGGUUGAGACAUCUUGCAUCCUUACUAUCUCUGCUGAAAGUAGCUCAUGCAUUAGACAACAACCAGGAAGCAGCAAAUAAACAAAACAUAGCUACAUGGUAUUGUACAUUUUGUGUACAGGAGCUUAUAUAAGAAAGAUGAAAGAUACACAAUACUCGACCCUGCGUUGAUCAAAGAAUUUAGACGCCUGUAUGUCGUAAAUCUCUUCUUUUACCAUCACCUCAACUAUUCAGCUCAGCAGCCCUCGGUCAGAGCUACACUCUUUGAGUUGUACAAUCACAGUCCUUGAUGAAAUGAUUUAUUUAUAACACUGCAUCAUUGUUCCUCCCUCUCCUCUCCUCCACCACCAAACAGUGGAGCAAACUCUUCCCACGUUACUAUGGUAACCACAUAUUAAAUUUUAAUCAGUUCUCUUACAUGAAUCUGGAUUUUAAAGGCAUGUUGAGAGUUUGAGAGUAGAGUUUAGUUUAUACCAUGUAACCCAGGACUAGUGGACUAUCAAAUAUCAGUUCAUGGAAGCCCUUGUCAGGUGUUUAACUUUGUUUAUGUUACAUAACUUGGUUUCACUGAUAAAGGUCUGUAUUUAACUUAAACUUUAAACAUUUUUCUUAACAUGUUUGAUGGCUUUGCUCUUUUUGUACAUCUUGAAUUUAGCAUUGACAGCUGGGGGUUUUAACAUGCAGUAUUUGGAGGUAACUUUGCAGAUUUAUUUCAGAUCAGAUUGAUUUCAUUUUGGCCGUUUCCAUUAUGAACUGUGUCUCUUAAUCAGACUUCAGUUCUUUCCAUUUUUCAGCUCUCCUUCCGCUCAUUAUUUAUUCUUUCUGAGAUGUGAAUAUUUUGUUCUGGAUGGGCUUAAAAGCUUUAAGAAACAAUUUCAGACUCUAAAAGAGUGUUCAUACGCCUGGUACUCACUUUGAUUAUUCAAAACUCGGCCAAGAAGUUUCUGUGUUCACUUCAGCGGGAAGUCGUGACAUUUCCAAAUCUUGUCCAACAAAAAGCCUUUGAGCACAAUAACAACUAAUCUUGUCUUGAUCUGGGAUUUGCUUCACAUCAGCUGCCAGAUGGACUUUCUUGAAGAAAUGUGGAGUGCUGUUAUCUAUCCUGGGGUUUUUGUGUUUUAGGCUCUGGUAUGGACGUCAGCGGAGGAUGAUUGGUCGUUUUGUGAGGGUGAGAUUAUUCGGGUUAAGGUGAUUGAAAGAUGGGAUCUGUCAGUCUGAAACUAGGCAGCUUCAAUUCCAUGUUUUUAUCUGAGCAGAGGUAGACAUCUUUUUUUAUAACACCUCAAUCAUACUUGUUUUGUUCAAGGAAAUCAAGUCUUAACACCUCAAUAACCUGUGAUGCACUGUGGGUUAUCGUCCUGAAAGAUCUGCCAACCAGCACAUAACAAUAAACAAAAUAACAGUUAAACCUCCAAUCAGUAAAAUCAACUGAGAUUUCAGGCUGUUUUCAGGGUCAAGUAGGGACAAGCAAACAUAAGUAUUUCUGGGGUAAGAUAAGGCCACAGCUAAAUGAAAUAAACAUGUUCAAACGAGAAACAACACAUGAAUAAAACCAGCCUAAUUUUUUAAUCUCUGCAUAAUUUGAGAUCUUAAAGCUGCCCUGUGGUGAUUUUUAGGAAACAAAUACGAGCUGGUAUUACAUGAAGUUACUCACAAAAAAUGCUUUGUGUAUCCUUGAGGUCCAACAAAGCUGAGUGUGUUGCUAACAUUUAGGAAGUGGAAUUAAGCUUUGCCUACACUGAUGCCCAGGAACUCGAUUGUCUUCUGCUUCUGCUGGCACAACACCGCCGCUGUGAUGGCCAUGAAAAUCUAAUUUGUGCGGCAUACUUUAAAAACAUUUGAAGUUUGAGCCGUAGUUCCUACUAAGUGGUUAAGGUGACCCCGAUGCACUCGGACUAUUGACUAAGAUGAAUUCAGGCCUUUUCUCUUGUAUCUCUCUCUGAAUAUUAUAAUAUUUAAAAUCAAAACAAACUUCAAAUAAGGUCAAUGUUCUGUGGCAUUUACAUAUUUGGACUAAAAUGACGCUGAAAUUAAGAUGGAAUGGAAAAUCUAUCAGCCAGCAGAGCGGGUAUGACCUCAGUGCUCUCACACUUUGGAGCCUCUGCACUGGCAGUGAGUCAGCCUUUUAUUGGGUUGUCAUAGCAACCUCGCCAGACACAAAGAUCACCUCUGUGUACGACUGGUCGGAGCCUGCUCUGCCACACAGGCGAACCCUUAUACGAAGCAUAAAGCUCGCCACAGAGAUCCCAGGGCUAGUUAAAUAUUACUUCAGCCCAUCCACUCUACCAUCCCAUCGGAGCCGCCGCCGACCGGACUCAAAGAGCAGAAAUACAUCACCGCUGCAGGAGGUCUGAAGUGUAUCAAUGCUUAUUCCAUAUUGGUCCAAGGCCAACGGAUGGGGAUUUAACUCCAGCUGAGUGGGAUUGAUCUGGAUUGAUCAUUUAUCAGUCUGCGGGAGCUAAAGCAAAAACCCCACCGAAAAGACACGCUAUCAAUUUGAACCAGAGCUUUUUGGAGUGCCGGUCUAGUUUUAACAGAGUUAGCUGCAAUGCAUCUAAGUCCUCCUGCCCAUUGACCUUUCUCUCCCCUUUCUUUCUUUUUUUACUAAUGGUGUGCACAGUUCUGGGCUGAGACAAAAGGAGGCAGAUCAGAUACUGGACUUUACCUGACUCCUACAUUUCCUUUUUAUUGCUAAAAUGGGUUUAAUAGACCAAGUCAGCACAGGGCCAUUUCUCUCACCUGCUCUGUUUCAAUUCAGAGGCUCCAGCUCCCGGAGUCCACAUAUCUAAGCUGAGUAAAGUACAAAUGUGACGAUAUAUUUUAGUUUAGAAAAGGGGCUGAGGUUGGUUAAAUGUCAGUUUGUUCAGAACCUUUUUGGAAACUGCUGAGUCUGGGGGGAAAAAAAUCUAAUUUAUUCCAAUAACUUCAAAGAGUGAGACACUGUGAACUCGCAGUUAAGAAUCAGUCCAGGUGUCUGAAUCCUGCUCCUCUGCUGACACAUGCUCAGUUUUAAGUUCACCUCUUUGGUCUUAGCUGUUAUCAUGUGAUCUCACCAGCAUUGACUCUGUUCUUUGUGCUGUAAUUCGGAUAAUAAGCCAUGUUUGACAGCUCUACCAUUUGGUGGAGACACUAUUGCGCACGUGUGACUCUAGGCAGAGAUCAUAAUGAAGUAAGAUGCCUCACUCCACUCCUCUGGCAAAAAAAGUCGACAAUGGUAAUCAUUGUUGACUUUUUUAUAUUCUCGAUUUUUGUCCACAAUGUCAACUAAUCGUUGCAGCCUUAAUUUUCAUUUUCAGUGAAACUCACCCUAGUUGGCUCUUUCUUUCAAAGUCUCAGUUUCUAGAUUGGGAGAAAAAAAAGGGUGUAUAAGACACACCUAAUACUUUUUUGUGUUGCUUGAAAAGUGAGCUGCAACCAAUAUACCAGAAAAAGGUAUUUUGAUGCAAUACAGUAUUUCACCCUGAAGAUGGCGCUCAAAGCAACAAGUGACUGCUUAACUACCAAAGCAAGAUGGAUACACAGCGAGGAAGAUGAAUCUUGCACCGCUUCUUCUCUUUAGGUUGUGAUCAUACAUUAAAAAGAAUAAUGAUAUACUUUUCCUCAGUUAAAAAAAACAAAAAAAAAAGACGAUAUAAGACAAGUGACCAGCAGAGGAGUGUUUCCACUCAUAGCUCACAACUAGCAGGAUUGUAAAAACAUGACUUUCUUCUUGCAGGGUACUACACUUGUGUGGAGGUCAUCUUCACCCUGAGGCGACAGGUGGGCUUCUACAUGAUGGGUGUUUACGCCCCCACGCUGCUCAUCGUAGUCCUCUCCUGGCUGUCCUUCUGGAUCAACCCUGAUGCCAGUGCUGCCCGCGUCCCUUUGGGUAAGGAUUAGUUAAUCCAUUUCACCAAUACUCAACAUCUGUGAGUAUUCCUCACGGUGUUAAACAGGGCAGACUGUGUAAGUGGUUGGUAAAAUCAAAACAGAGGCAUGUGCAGGAGUGCUGGUGUUACCGGGGUAAUUAGGUGUGAAAAGUCCUGCUGCAAAAAGCCGUGAGGGGAAAGAUUGUGGUCCAUAAAAUAAAAACCAUAGUAGGAUUUAUAUGUUUUAAGGAUCAGUGACACUGUGGCCCUAAUCAUCUCCAACAUGACAUCAUCAAUCACUCUGACAGCCUUAAGGACUUUAUCUAUCAAGCAUGGUGGCAUGUCAACUGUUGUCCUGUGUGUGAUAAAUCACUGACUCCAGCUGUAAUUGACGGAUGGGACCCUCCUCCCUGGUACAUGCUUAGAGAAUUUUGAUAUUUAUGUAUUUUGUCUGUAAGUUAAAAAAGCAAAAGUAACGUGAACUUAGAAGGAAAUACACUGAAUUUUUAAUCUCAAUGAGGCUUUACUAGUUUAAUAAAACAAAAUAAACAAAAGUCGUUAUCGCUGUUGCAAAGGGUCACAAAGUAGUGACGCACUGAGUCAAAAUCUAUUUAGAGCACACUAUUUUUUCAAUUAAGAUGUAAUUAGUUGAGCUGCUUAAUAGCUUUUUCAAAUCAUCAGCAGCAGCAGUAGAUACCUGCGCUCAGGAGACCAAUUGGAAAAUAGAAAUAACGUUUGCAGACGUAGAGGACAAUCUCAUCAGUGUCGCCUCCAGUCACUCAAUACAAAACAUACGAACAGAUUACGCAAUAGGAACCGAUGGAGGUUUGUUUUCUACUCUUUUCAUUUAACUUUAGCUCAUUAUUAUAUUUUUUAUAAACACAUGCAUCCUGCUAUUCAUGUUUAAUUAAAUUACCUUAUCUUUAAAUGAUAACGUGAUUUUUUCCAUACUAAAUAACAGCAUAUCAAAUCUGUAACCAGUCAUGCUCUGGUAUAAUUCCCUGGUCCAUAAAUUACCAUUAAAAUCGGUCUAAAACACGAUACUGGCCAACCUAAGCAUGUAAAUUAGAUUGUAAUAAGCAUGAAGUAAUGGAGUUAUAUAUCAGCUGUUUCUCGUUUAUCAUUAAAUUACAUAUCCGCCAUCAGCCAACCUGCUCUCAAAGUAGCUGCAUCUGUCUUUGCAAAAACAAUAUUAAUUAACUAUUAGUGAAUUGUAUCACAUAGACUACGUCAGGGCCACAUUAUGAUGCUGUAUCAGCCUGAUAUCUGGAUGUGAUUCCUACUGCGGUUGCUGAUUUCCAAACUUUGACACCAUUUUGUGUCCUGAAGUUAAAGUUAUGCAGCUACCAGGCUUGGCUAAUUAAGGGUCUUUCUGGUAAAUCCUUAUGCAAAUCACUGCGGGUUUGAAGGAUUUUUCAGCAGACACAGAGGACCAAUUGACACUCAGGUGGCCAACGAAGCAUACCUGAUCCCGAUUAACCCAAUUAAUGAAGAGGUACGCUGGGGCGCAUGAAGAGCAGGGCUGUUUUUCUCAAGCCGGAGAAGAGCACAAUGUGCCAAGCAUGAAGUAGCCCCAGAUGGAUUACCUAAACAACCUGCAGAGACUGCUACAAUGGGCUGGUACUUCAUGUUGUAUUUUGGUUGGACACAAACAAGAUCUCCAGUGUUCCCUUUGUUUGCAGUUGUCACCUCACCAUGCAUGAUGGGAAAAGUUCAGCUCCCUUAAGACUUGAUUCCCAUUUGGGAAAAUGUCCGUGCCAUCUUCUCAUGUUCCUCCCACAUAAUUAAACCUGCAUGUGAUGUGUCACUGUCAUCCACAUACAGUGUUACACGGUCACCACUGUGUGUGUGCAGAGCUGCAUGGCUGAGAUAAUCCAUUUUUAUCCCGAUCCAGUCCUCCACCACCUCCUUUUCUCCAUCCUCCCUCCAGUUGUUUAUCACCACUUCCAUCCCAUCAUCACUCCAACUCCUCCUGGAAGCUUCCUCUGACUCCUCUCUAAAUGGGAUCAGUCCAGGUCAGUCAACACCCAGGUGUGGGACUACUCUCAUUUAUUGCUCUGUGCUGUUGUGUGUGUGUGUCUGAGUGUGUGUGUGUUUCUGCCUCCUUGUGUUUAAUGAAAAUCUUCCAUUUCCGUGUACUUCGUGUUUUCUUUCCAGAGAAGAAAAAAAAAAAUCACAUGUAACCCCUAAAACAGGUUUACCACUGCAUGACAGAAACAGUCUUGAAUCAAAGACCAGCUUCACUUUGUACUCAGAGUGUCAUCGGGGAACAAGACAAACAAAGCUGUUUCAGAAUCACCAGCUCUUCCUCUCCUGGUGGAUAACAGGUGGGAUUCAAAGAUGACAAUGCUCACAUUAACACUCCCUCCUAGUGAGGGGGAGUAGUCUGACUCAAAAACCCUGAACCCUGUACGAACUCCCCCUCGAUGAGUGACUGUAAUGAGGCCAGGAGGCAAAGAACCCAUCGGUCAUCUCAUUGUAUUUAUUAUCUCUCUAAAGAAUCAUUACACUAGGUGAAGGGAGUGAAGCCCUUCAUUUGUAGCUAUAAAACCCUCAGAGGAGCCAUUUAGGUCUUGCUGAUAAAGCCUGGCAGAGGUGCUGCUGCGCAGGUGCAGGGGAAGACUCUAACCUGCAAUCCUGUGAGCGAUCAGAGAUAAAACAAUUUGAAAUUACGUUCAUUAGAGGCUGUCUGAGCUCUCGGAGAUGAUCCCGAUAAAAGAGGUAAAGAAAGGGUCACGAAAUCGUAGCCGCAGACAUGUCCUCCAUUUUUCAUACUCAGCUGUAGUGAACAGGGAAAGACGAAAUCAGUCAUCAUCUUGAGCUUUGAAGAGGAAACGCAUUUGUCUUUUCCUCAAAGCAGGAAAUGGAUUAUUGGAUUCUGCUCUGUUGAAACUCACAGUCAGACGUCACAGGCAGGACUGUCUCUUUUUAGUGGUGUGUGAUGAAAGCUGCGGUUACAUCAUCAUGAUCAUCCAGAGCUGAGCGUUGAUACCCAAAUCUCUUGGCGAGGACCAAAACGCACCCAAAACACCAAAGACCAAAAUGAGACAAGAAUACGGAAUUGACCUUGAAUCCAAAAAUUAACCUGUUAGUCAUAUUUUUCUGUUUUUAUUAACACUUAAUUCAUUACUCUGUACAAAUGGACUGGAUGUAAAAUGGAUAACAUGACUUCAUUUUUGCUUAUCAUGAGAGGUGAAGCCAAACAACUGCAGAAUAGAUGUCACACCCUCUCCACAAACCAAGAUACACAUUUAAGUAAAUGUUAAGACAUCCAUGAUCCUUCAGAUUGCUGGGGGCGGGGCUUAUGACUUAUACUGCAGCCAGUCAGCAGGGGGAGUUCUGAAUCUUUUGGCUAUACAGUUGGCAAACUCAGAUGUUCUCCAAUUAAAAUAUACAAUCAGUUUUUUUGUUGUUAAGGUGAAGCAGUGUGCGGACAGUUCCCCCCACAGUCCUACGACAUGCUUGUUGGACUAAUUGGUCACUCUAAAUUGCCCCUAGGUGAGAGUGUGAUGUUUCUGGUUGUCUUCUGCUGCAAACAACCCAUCGUCCCCUUACCUAGUGACAUCUGGGGGAGGCUCCUACCCCUCCCCCAAGACCCCAAAUGGUAAAAGUGGUUGACAAGAUGGAUUUCAUCUGGUCGAUCGCUUGUUGCACGGUUUCAAAAGGUUUGUUUGGUAUGAGAAGUACUAGUAGUCUAUUCAAAUCUUCUCCCUUUUUGACUAAUCAUGUCACCUGUCUUCCUUCUCCGUAAAGGCAUCCUCUCUGUCCUCUCGCUGUCCUCUGAGUGUACCUCCCUGGCCUCCGAGUUGCCCAAGGUGUCCUACGUCAAGGCCAUCGACAUCUGGCUCAUCGCUUGCCUGCUGUUCGGUUUCGCCUCGCUGGUAGAGUACGCCGUGGUUCAAGUGAUGCUCAACAGCCCGAAGCGCAUCGAGGCUGAAAAGGCCAAGAUGGCAACUAAGGAGAAAGCUGCAGGGAAGAUUCCUGCUGCCAGGAACAACACGGUCAACGGGACAGGAGGGACGCCGCUUCAUGUCAGCACCCUACACGUCAGUAGAUCUGCUUUGUAUCCAUCGUUGCCGCUUUUUAGACCACAUUAAUGAGCGUUUCUCCAUCUCCCUACUUAAAAUACAUCGAAACCAAACAAAUAAUGAAAGCUUGGAAAUCGACUCAAAACCAAAAAGGAAAGGUCAAAGACUAGGAGGUCCAAAUCUGAUUGGCGAUGGUCCAUCUUAAAAGGUCUGUCAGGGUGUCUUUGGGUAUUGGUGCCUUAGAUAAUUACCACCAUAAAUUAAUGACACAACUUUGUAGCAGUGAGGCAGAGAAACCUCAUAUAAAUUCAAAAACACUCACAUUCAAUCAUUAAAAUUUGCCCUCACUAAUGCCACACAUGCAAAGACCAUUUCUGACACUCACAUGCACAUCAGAGCUGCGGUAUGUUGCGCAGCUCCUACCACUUGCAGACCUAAUUGAAAUGAAUUUAUCUCCAGCUCCAUGUUAGUCCGAACUACAUUUGAUUUUUAGAGGAUUACAUUAUUCCGUUGAGGUUUAAUGGGUUUUCUUGUCAAAACCGAAUCAAAAUAAUGAAGCCUUAAUGAGCUUAAUGACUUCAGUGAGUAAGCAGCCAAAGUCUGAUUAGAUCCUGUUCACCCUGCAGGCCUUCAGGGACAUGGAUGAAAGGGAUUUUUUUGGAUGACACUAAACUACAUUCUUCUGUUGAUAGAUCUAAUGAGCACCGGUUGUCCGUUGGGAUAUCACGCAGAGUGUGCAAAACGGCCGCAAGAUCCCAGCAUAAGAGAACAACCAAAUUAGGCGGCACUGUAAAACACAAAGUGCGUCUAAUUUUGGCUCCGAAGAUCAGACUUUAAAAAAUAUAUUCUUCCAGGCCAAGCUUCAGGAUCAAACAGAUCCUUUACUAGGUUUUUAAAGUGGAGUCCGUUUUUUUGGUCCAACAGUCUUGAACAAACUCAUUUGAGUGUUUCUCACAGUCAGGAUGAAAAGACUUCUGCUGUUUACACUCACACACAUUUUUUUAUCCAUCAGGUAGAGAUCACACCAAGCAGGAAAUUCAGUGGUUUUCACAGAGUGAGACAUUUCUAUCAGUUUGUGCUAAACAAUCCUUAAAGAGAGGAUAUUCAAUGAUAGUUAAAUGUCGCAAAAAGUACAGCCCUAAUUCCCAAAAGGAAAAACAGAUUUACAUAGUUUGCAAAUCAUCCAGGUUGUGUGUUAAAUGUUGAAAGUGAAGAAAUUUGACCUUUUUUGAAAAAGUUAGAAUGGAGACAAGACAAUACUAAAAUAUUUUACAAUGGUUAAAAAACCCACACUAUCGGAAGGAUCUGUCCAAGUAAUUAGGAUAGUUUGCAAUGGGUGAAUAACAUAACAAGGUAUAAAAAGAGUAUCCAGUUAAGCUGGGUCUCUCAGACAUGGAGAUCAAAUAGUUCACCAACUUCUGAAUAACAUUCCUCAGGGUGAAGUUUCAGAAAGUUUUGGAGAUCAUUAUCUGAGGGAGAUAACACAGGUACAAAACUCAGAAUCUGGAGAUAUCUGUGCCCAAAAAGGACAGGGUUAUACCGAUAAGAUGUUAUCUCUGCACCCUCAGGCAACACCGCAUUAGAAACAGACACGACUCUGUAGUGGAGAUCACUGCAUGAGCUCAAAAUCACUCCCAAAAACCUGCAAAAACAGGUUGUCGGUGUAUUUUAUUUACAUAUUUCAGCAAGACAAAGAUAAGCAACUAUGUUCUUGUGUUACAACAGCAUGGCUCUGUAGUAGAAGAGUCCAGCUGCUAAACUGGGUUCAGUGAUCUUUAGAGGCUGUUUGAUUCAACCAAUAUGAACUUCUACUGUGCAUCUCUCCAUUCACUACAUACAGAGUAAUAAAUACAAAGAGCUUUAUAAAGAUCGAAGGGAUGAAAACAAGAGGACUGAAUACUGACCAUGCAGGAUGGUGUUGUCUCAGUCGUUCAAAGAUCUUCGCUGAUGUAGUUUUUUAAUUUAAUUUGUGUUAUUUGUCGAAAAUUAGACUGAAUUGAUCAAAAGUCGCUCUAAUACAGCCAUGGUGCUCAAUGAAGGCUAUCUGGUUCAAUAUGUGAUUGUUUAUGCAAGGAUGACUAAUGGGAACCAUGAUGAGCUCAGACCCUUGAAGAAGGAAUCUGACACAGAUCAGGUGCCAAUAAAACAAAGGCUUUAUGUCUGUAAGGUUUUGAAGCAAAGGCUGGUAACAGGCUGUAAAUCAAUGAAACAGACAAAACUAAACAAUGAGCAGGAACGUCCCAUAAAUAAAGCAAACCAGAGAAGAAAAGUUACAGAGCGAAUCCGAAUUUUAUUCAAUCAAUAUGUGAAUUAAAUGAUCCCUGAUCGUACUGCUUGUCAGACUGCACGGCUCCCUGCACAGUAAUCCCAGUCUGCUGCUCAUCAGAUGAGUUUUUAACCACUUUAGUGAAGCUACACAACCUCAGGGGCUGCCAGCAGCGCCUUCAGACUUUUAGUCUAAUCUUAUCUCGCCUUAUGGAUUUCAGAUGGAUGAAUUCCCUGCUGCAGACUGUAUUAAUCUUUCUUGUUUACCCUCAUGCUGCUCGCUUUCUCCCAGGUGGCGGAGACUCGCUGCAAGAAGGUGUGCACCUCAAAAUCAGACCUACGAACCAACGACUUCAGCAUCGUGGGCUCGCUCCCCCGGGACUUUGAGCUGUCGAACUUUGACUGCUACGGGAAGCCGAUCGAUACCGGUGCCGGUCCCGGAAAAUCACAGUCCAAGAACAACAAGAAAGUUCCCCCUCCAAAACCAGUCAUCCCCUCUGCUGCCAAAAAAGUCGACCUGUACGCCCGAGCUCUUUUCCCCUUCUCUUUCCUCUUCUUUAACGUGAUCUACUGGUCCAUAUAUUUGUGA
Messenger RNA from Xyrichtys novacula (pearly razorfish), 44414 nucleotides. The record is from the annotation of a GenBank genome assembly. Lineage: Eukaryota; Metazoa; Chordata; Actinopteri; Labriformes; Labridae.